UUUCCGGAGGAACGAUAAAAAGUGAGACACCAAGGGACGAGGAAAAUUUGGUGUGUAGUGAGAAAUCUGAAGUUGCAGGAAAUUAUUUCAAAUACGUAUUGGAAUAAAUGUAAAUAAGAUCAGAUAACAGUUUUCAUAUUGACAGGUUUCAGUUUCAAGUCCCCAGGAAGUCCAGGCUAUCUGGUGGGAAGUCCAGUGCUACAGCUGAAAGAGACAGGUGCUUACCCAUCCUGGAAGGAAUCCAAUACCAAAUGUUACCACUAGAUGACAGGAUUUGCGCAGUUUUGUAAUCAAUGGGCUUCUUUAAGGGAAAUGGAAGAACAUUUUGAAGCUUUCAGCCAAGCUGAAUGAAGAAAGUAUUGAAGCGAAGCUAAGAGCUGAUCCUGACAAGCAUUAGGACCAUCACUGGAUGGUGGAGCGACUUUCACCGGCACUACAAUAGGAUGAUAUGUUCUACCCAAUGCUAGAAGGUCUACUCUCGAGGACCCUUCUUCCAAAGACUCGUAAAGGUCUCUUGUUAAUUUCAACAUGUCGGAACUCUCACAAAUUUUCUUCAGUUAUUGACGUGGCAAUGAUUUCUGAGAAAAAGAUGGGCAGCCUUUUGUUCCCAUUCCAAGGACUUGAGAAGUAUCUCAUGGGUGGGGUGAACAAGAGCCAUUUCCAUGCAUUUCUUCCAAGCUUUGAGGACAUAAAGAGUGCAGAGACAUUCUUUAUACCUUCAAAAAGGCACAACAUUGAUUAUUACUCAUCGGCUGUGAGAAUGGAUCAUGCUCCAGUAAUAAGUGAGCCAGAGGUUUGUUUUAUUGGCAGAAGCAAUGUUGGCAAAUCCUCACUUAUAAAAGCACUGUUUUCACUGGUUCCAGACAUUGAAGUCCGAGUUUCAAAAACACCAGGACAUACAAAAAAAAUGAAUUUCUUUAUGGUGAAAAAAGCUUUUACGCUUGUGGAUAUGCCUGGCUAUGGUUUUAAAGCACCGAAGGAUUUUGAAGACAUGGUGGAGCCCUAUCUGAAAACCAGGAAGAAUUUAAGACGAACAUUUUUGCUGAUCGACGGCUCAGUGGGAGUCCAGAAAGCUGACCGAAUAGCACUGGACAUGUGUGAAGAGUUUGGGAUCCCUUAUGUGAUUGUUGUCACAAAAAUUGACAAGGCUAAGCAAGGGGAAUUGUUACGCCACAUACUGGAAAUGCAGAACAUAAUCGAAGAUCACACUACUGGGUGCUUCCCUCAGCCUUUCCUAGUCAGCUCUGUGCAGUUUUCUGGGAUACACCUGUUAAGAUGCUUCAUUGCCCAUGUGACUGGGAAUCUGCCACUUAGAUUGACGUGACUCGACCCUUGGAAGACCAGAAGUGAGACUGGAAAUUAGCUUAGAGAAUAUAUUAAAGUGAAUAAUAUUAAUUUAAGUAUUGUUUUUUUUUUCACAAUUUAAAUAAUAAAGCUGUAUAUUUUUGAAAUAA
Molecule: messenger RNA, 1454 nt
Organism: Erpetoichthys calabaricus (reedfish)
Lineage: Eukaryota; Metazoa; Chordata; Cladistia; Polypteriformes; Polypteridae
Gene: gtpbp8
Product: GTP binding protein 8 (putative)
Exons: 9
Coding region: 449-1324 (291 amino acids)
Cellular component (GO): mitochondrion
Molecular function (GO): GTP binding
Source: RefSeq, a predicted model, not a curated record